UGGUGUGGGAAUUGGAAGGGGCAACUUCAUACUUUUGAUAUGCUGAAUCUAAUAGAAAAUCAUGUAUCCUAUCAUACACUUUGUUAAUGGCUUUCCAAUGAAAGUCAAAGAAAUGAAAUGCAUCUGAGUCACUGGAAUUUAACAAUAAUAUGAUCCAUCAUGUGGCCCUGAAAAAGCUAUUUUAGAGGAUUAGAGUGUCAUAUUAGGCAAUGUGUAAUAUUUAUGUGCACCUUGUAAAAUUCUUCUUGGCUGGGGUGAGUAACUUUUUGAUAAGCGAACAAAAUAUCACCCUAGAUUAUACAUUUUUCAUUUUUUCUCUCACCCAGAUACUUGUGUUCAUUAUUAAAGUGGAAGGUGGGGUUAUACAGGUAAAUAUUUUUGUCACUAUUGUGGAAGAUUUUCAGUGAUAGCACAUGCUGGGAACUUACUGACUAGAGUAACUUUUAUUAUUGCAAUGACUCUCAUUAGUAACUGCAUGAGAAAAUCUGAUAUCUUGUCAUAUUUUUAAGGGAUAUUUGUAUACUGUGGAUUGCUAUGAUCUGGGUCAGCUACUAAAAUGUACUUUUUAUUUUCUGACUUUGAAAAUGUGUCUUGCAACCAUAACAUCUUUAAUGUCACCAGGUGUAACUCAGCUGGGCUCAGUGCAGCUACAUGAAUUUAUAUGAGGUAAUGAUGUGGCCCAGUAAAAGAAUGGAUGUGGGCAGCUUUGAACUUGUUCAAAUCUAAAUUUCAUCUAAAUUAGUCUAGAUCCACCCUCGCAGGGGGAGAUAACACUUUUAUCCUGUGCUAGGAUUGAGUUUAUUUCUGCUCUUUGCAGAAAUUUUACCUGGAGGGUGAGUCUGCCUCAUAGCGUGCACGUAUCACCGUCUUGUCCUCCAGUUUACUAAUUUAACAGCUGAUGAAUCAGACUGCACAGCUCAGCACUCCAUUGUGCUUCUGAUAAUUAAUCAGAUAUGGCUGUAAUUACUGACUUUCAGCAGAACUUAACUGUGGUCAUCUGUAACGCCAUCUAUUAUUGACAUAUUGCAGGAAUGUAGGCAACAGAAAAAGAACUUGCAGGAGUUUUAUAAUGACUUUUCCAUCAUAAAAUCUUUUAUAUAGCUUAAAUGUGGCCUCCUCAUUCAAAGGAACCUAUCUGCCUUUUUAUGUACCACAUUUUAUGUGGUGCAUAUGUGCCACAUGAUGUACCAUACUGUUGCAAGCUUUCUAAACUGCAGAUGCUCACGUGUAAGUUUCCAUGAGCAGUACUCUCUGGUUGUCAUUAAGAAUUACAGGUUGAAGUCUUUCACUAGUCUCAGAGGUAUAAAUGAGUAAGAGCUGCAAUCAAACUAUCCAACAUAUCUCUUUCAGGGUGGAGUUUUAAUGUUCUGGUGUCAGAAUGAAGAGCAGGAUACCUCUCAUUCUUCUAGCCUGUGGCUCCUUUAACCCCAUCACAAACAUGCAUAUGCGUUUAUUUGAGGUGGCUAGAGAUCACCUGCAUCAAACAGGAAGGUAUCGGGUGAUUGAAGGCAUAAUGUCUCCUGUUAAUGAUGACUAUGGAAAGAAAGGCUUGGUUUCAGCAAGGCACCGGAUAGCAAUGGCUAAGCUAGCACUGCAGACAUCUGACUGGAUUCGAGCUGAUCCAUGGGAGAGUGAGCAGGAGACAUGGACAGAGACAGUAAAAGUAUUAAGGCACCAUUACAAUGAAUCACUCAGAUUGCUCCAGUUCAAGAAGGAAUUCAUGAAAAACAAACGGCCCAUAGAAAGAUCUACAGAGAAUUCGCUUUCUUACCAGCACUCAGUUCUACCAGAAUUAAAGCUGCUCUGUGGGGCUGAUUUUCUACAGACAUUUAAGACACCCAAUCUCUGGAAGGAAGAACACAUCAAAGAAAUAGUGGAAAAGUUUGGUUUGGUCUGUAUUAGCCGUGCUGGCUCUGAUCCUGCUCAGUACAUCAAUGAAUCAGACCUUUUAACUAAAUUUCAGCACAAUAUCUUCCUGGUGAAAGAAUGGAUUCAGAACGAAAUCAGUGCAACACAGAUACGCUAUGCCUUGUGCAGAGGAUUAAGCGUAAAAUAUCUCAUACCAGAUUCUGUUAUAGCCUACAUUGCACAGCAUAAUAUCUACACAGAAGAGAGUGAGCGGAAGAAUGAAGGUGAUUUGCUUCAGCCUCUUAAAUUGCAUAACAGAACAGUAAACCCACUGAAUGACUGAUGUCUGUAGUGUGUGAAGUGGAAGGACCUGGCAUUUUUCCAUGUAAAGUUCUUGAGAAAGUUGUUUCUUAUUAAUGAGGGGAACAUACAUCAAUCCAGAAUUUCCGGAAUUCAUGUGGUGUUUUAAAUUCAUGGGGGUGUGUGUGUGUUAAUGCUUAAAUAAAUUGGGAUGCUCAGCUACAUAGCUUAAAAUAUAUAAAGAAUAGCUUCCUUGUGAAAAUAAAAGAUCUAACAAUAAAUAUUAAUCUCCAGUAAUACUUAAGGUCAAACACAGUACUUUCCUGAAUUGUAAUUCUGUAAUCCUACAGACAGUUUUAGCAUGAAGAUGCCUUACUAUUCUGAAGCAGCAAAAUAAAAUGAACCAUAACUUUUUUAAUACGUAUGUAUAUCUUUAAAUAUAUAUUACUGCUAAACUUUGACUUUUUAGGGGCCCGAAUAACUUUUUUGUGUUUUGGCAGUUUGAACAAGAGAUGGAAAUAAACCUUUCUUUCAUGCAAGCACUUAAAACUGCAUGCACUGUUCAUGUCACUUUUAAGCCUCCAGAUUCACAAAUGACAGACAGUCCUCAUCCCCAGAGUUAAAGUGGGUUUCUUUGCUUCUCUGAUGCAGUCUUUUAUAAGAGUAAGUAAUUGCUAUAGCCCUGGAGUAGAUAGCAUAUCCAAGAGGAACUUUAGCUGUACCAUUUGAAGAUACACAGUGGAAAAUAAAAUACAUAAGAGGCUGUCU
This is a messenger RNA of Athene cunicularia (burrowing owl), 2916 nucleotides long. It is a transcript of the gene NMNAT3, whose product is annotated as nicotinamide nucleotide adenylyltransferase 3. Gene Ontology annotation, cellular component: mitochondrion. Gene Ontology annotation, molecular function: nicotinamide-nucleotide adenylyltransferase activity; nicotinate-nucleotide adenylyltransferase activity. The record is from RefSeq and is a predicted model, not a curated record. Bases 1379 to 2191 code for a protein of 270 amino acids. Gene Ontology annotation, biological process: NAD+ biosynthetic process. NCBI's taxonomy places the organism in Eukaryota, Metazoa, Chordata, Aves, Strigiformes, Strigidae. The transcript has 6 exons.